Mus musculus (house mouse) is the source of this 2363-nucleotide messenger RNA. It is a transcript of the gene Irx3, whose product is annotated as Iroquois related homeobox 3. Gene Ontology annotation, cellular component: nucleus. Gene Ontology annotation, molecular function: DNA-binding transcription factor activity, RNA polymerase II-specific; DNA binding; sequence-specific double-stranded DNA binding. The transcript is spliced from 4 exons. Gene Ontology annotation, biological process: animal organ development; regulation of DNA-templated transcription. The record is from RefSeq and is marked validated. The coding region runs from base 415 to 1983 and encodes 522 amino acids. Lineage: Eukaryota; Metazoa; Chordata; Mammalia; Rodentia; Muridae.
GGAGAGGACAGGACAGGAGGAGAGUGUAAACUAGAGGAGGGCGAAGGAAGCGAGGCGCGACACAGCUCCCGGAGAGGAGGGCAGAACUGAGCGCCUAGCGCAGAGCGGCUCGCCCGGCCUAGAGGAGGGAGUGCUGCGCAGAGAGGAGGGGCUUGAGGCCCCGUAGAAAUGUCAAUCAGAGCCCGGAGCCCAGGGAAUCUCGGCCAAUCUGUUCGGACCUGACCUGACUCCUCGCUGCCGCCGCUGCCGCCGCCGCCGCCCGCCGCGGAGCAGAUCAAUAGGCGAACGCGGAGCGCGACGCAGCGCGGCCCGGGCUCGGCCCAGCCCCCGAUGCGCUCCGGAGCCGGGGUCCGGAGCUGAGCACGGCGGCUCGGGGGUCCGGGCCCCCAGUCCGUAGGUGCGCCGCGGGCCACCAUGUCCUUCCCCCAGCUCGGAUACCAGUACAUCCGCCCUCUCUACCCACCCGAACGCCCGGGAGCUGCGGGCGGCGGUGGAGGCGGCAGUAGCGCUGGGGGCCGGAGCGGUCCCGGCGCCGGAGCCUCCGAGUUGGCCGCCUCUGGGUCCCUAUCCAAUGUGCUUUCAUCAGUGUACGGGGCACCCUACGCCGCUGCCGCAGCUGCCGCCGCCGCCGCUCAGGGUUACGGCGCCUUCCUGCCCUACGCCACGGAGCUGCCCAUCUUCCCACAGCUGGGCGCUCAGUAUGAGCUGAAGGACAGCCCUGGCGUCCAGCAUCCGGCCACGGCCGCCGCGUUCCCGCACCCGCACCCCGCCUUCUACCCCUAUGGCCAGUACCAGUUCGGGGACCCGUCCCGUCCCAAGAACGCCACCCGGGAAAGCACGAGCACGCUCAAGGCCUGGCUCAACGAGCACCGCAAGAACCCGUACCCCACCAAGGGCGAGAAGAUCAUGUUGGCCAUCAUCACCAAGAUGACCCUCACCCAGGUGUCCACCUGGUUCGCCAACGCGCGCCGGCGCCUCAAGAAGGAGAACAAGAUGACGUGGGCUCCCCGUAGUCGCACGGACGAGGAGGGCAAUGCUUAUGGGAGCGAGCGGGAGGAGGAGGACGAAGAGGAAGACGAGGAAGAGAGCAAACGCGAGCUGGAGAUGGAGGAGGAGGAGCUCGCAGGAGAGGAGGAGGACACGGGGGGCGAGGGGCUGGCCGACGACGACGAGGAUGAGGAGAUCGAUUUGGAAAACUUAGACAGCGCGGCAGCCGGGUCGGAGCUGACCCUGGCUGGGGCGGCGCACAGGAACGGCGACUUCGGCCUGGGACCCAUUUCGGACUGCAAAACUAGCGACUCGGACGACAGCUCCGAAGGCUUGGAGGACCGACCACUGUCGGUCCUGAGCCUGGCCCCACCGCCACCGCCCGUGGCCAGGGCUCCUGCAUCUCCACCUUCUCCACCCUCCAGCCUGGAUCCCUGCGCUCCGGCCCCGGCGCCCUCCUCCGCCCUCCAGAAGCCCAAGAUCUGGUCACUGGCCGAGACGGCCACCAGCCCGGACAACCCACGCCGCUCGCCUCCCGGAGCCGGAGGUUCGCCUCCCGGCGCAGCCGUUGCGCCCCCGACGCUGCAGCUCUCGCCCGCGGCCGCUGCAGCGGCUGCAGCGGCACACAGACUCGUGUCGGCGCCGCUUGGCAAAUUCCCCGCUUGGACCAACAGGCCUUUCCCAGGGCCGCCGGCCGGUCCGCGGCCGCACCCGCUGUCCAUGCUGGGCUCGGCCCCACAGCACCUGCUGGGACUUCCCGGAGCCGCAGGUCAUCCCGCUGCGGCCGCAGCCGCCUAUGCUCGGCCUGCCGAGCCGGAGAGUGGAACAGGUGACAAGAAAAAUAUCGCUGUAGUGCCUUGGAAGUGGAGAAAAAGUUACUCAAGACAGCUUUCCAGCCGGUGCCAAGGCGGCCACAGAACCAUCUGGACGCUGCUCUGGUCUUAUCAGCUCUCUCCUCGUCUUAACUUUUCAACCAUUUUUAAAUCGUUGUACUAAUUGUAAAAAACAAAACAAAACAAAAUCGCUCUGUAUAGUGACGAGUUGCAAGCAUGUCUGUGUAUGAUUACCUUAAAAGAAACACUAAACAACAACAACAACAACAACAACAACAGGAAAGGACAAAAGAAAGAAAGAAAGCCAGUCCCCCCACCUUGGCCCUCCCCCAAGUCACCCCACAUUUAGAUUGUGAGGUUCCUUCGUUGUGUUGAUUUCGGGGGGGGGGGGAGUGGGGUUACGGAGAGAACAAGCCUGUCUGACUCUUUUUGUAUAUACGGGAAAAUGUACAUACGUGUGAACCAAAUUGUACAAGAAAGUAUCUAUUUUUUGGCUAAAUAAAUGAGCUGUUGCCACUUUUGACUAUAACCGGCAGGUCUGCC